AGACAAAGCCACGAGAGAGAGAGAGAGAGAGGGAGAGGGAGAGAGAGCGAGAGAGAGAGAGAGAGAGAGAGAGGGAAGAAAUGUCUGACUUUGUCGCCAAGACAACGGGCUAAAGAGGAGAGAGAGGAGCACAAUAGAGGAGGAAAACACAUCUUUGUUUAGUGCUGAGACUCCCUGACUGAGUGUGACUUGAUACUAUUGAUAUCCAUCAUUCUAGAUGACAUUGUGGACCCAGAAGGCCUGAGUGGGCUGACCCCCUCCGUAUCGCACCUGGUAUCCUCCAUAGCCUCAGGCCCCAACCAUGGACGAUGACGAGACGCUUUUGUUGGACACAAGCUGGGGAGAUGAUGAUGAUGAUGAUGAUGAGGUGGGGGUGAGGCGUGCUGAGAUGCCAUGCGGGCCGUGGAGGGCAGUGGCCUGGGUCUACACGCAGCCCUGUGCCAGCGGGGUGCUUUCAACCAUCUUUGUCCUCCUCCCUUGCACCUUGUUUGCCUUCAUGCUCCUCUACUGCCCCCCUCUGGACAUUGACCUCUCCUACAGUGCCUUCGAGGUCCACAGUCACUUCUCAGCGGAGCGUUUCGACGCCCUGGCCAUUGCCGUGAAGACCCAGCUGGGCUCCUGGGACAGACGUAGAAGAGACGCGGACGGCGAGGACCUGCAGGAGAUACCCGAGGACGAGCAGGAGGUCAACAGGACGCGUGAUGAGGCCUCCAGGUCAGGAGGUUGUUUGAGACGGUCCCUUCGGGGGCGCCGCUUCGCUCCCAACUACUACCUCCAGAGUCAGGCCCUGUGGAGGAUGGAGUUGGUGUUUGUGGCUCAGGGCGACGGAGAUCGCAACAUCUUCACCCCCGAGCGCCUGAAGACCAUCCACCACGUGGAGCGGCUCAUCAUGCAGCAUCCACAGUUCCACCAGUUCUGUUGGAAGCCCAUGGAGGUGUUGCGAGACCUCCCCCUGGGGCCCUCCUUCUGCUCGCCGCCCAGCUCGCUCCUGUCUUACCUCUACCCCAGCGAGCGAGCGGGGAAAAUCUACUACGACGGCAUGGGUCCAGAUCUGGCUGAUAUCCAAGGUUCCCUAAGCUUGGCCAUCACCCACCCUCAGUUCUACUGGUACGUGGAUGAGAGCCUCUCCCCCGAGCACCUCUCCUCGCCUCUCCUGCGAAGUGAAAUCCACUUCGGCGCCCCUCUGCCGUCCUACAACUCCCUGCAGGAUCGCGUGGACGAGCAGAGGAGCCACUUUAAAAACUUUGUGGUCCAGUACGCAGACAUCCUGGCCAAGCAGUCCACCAGCCAGGUGAAGGUUCUGUACGGCGGGACGGAGCUCUUUGACCAUGAAGUGCGACACACCUUCAGGAAUGACAUGAUGCUGGCUGUCAUCAGUGGAGCCUGCAUCACGGUGCUGGUCUACAUCCUGACAUCCUUCUCUGCGUUCCUCACCUUCUUCGGCCUGGCCAGCAUCGGGCUGAGUUGCCUGAUGGCGCUCUUCUUGUACCACGUGGUGUUUGGCGUGAGGUACCUGGGCAUUCUCAACGGCGUGGCCGCCUUUGUCAUCAUUGGCAUCGGGGUGGAUGAUGUGUUUGUGUUCAUCAGCACCUUCAGACAGGCCGCACACCUUCACCACCCUCAGCAGCGCAUGGUGUACACCAUCAAGACGGCCGGCCGAGCCACUUUCCUCACCUCCUUCACCACGGCGGCCGCCUACGCCGCCAGCACCUUCUCCAAGAUCCCGGCUGUGCAUGACUUCGGCCUCUUCAUGGCGCUCAUCGUCAGCUGCUGCUGGCUUUGGGUUUGUGCGCUGAUGCCGGCCGCUCUGUGCAUCUGGACUCGCUGGGUGGAGCCUCGCGAGCACGCCUGCUUGCACCGAUGGAAGUCAACGAGCCAUGGCCCUCUGUCGGAUGAGGAUGACGACGUGGCGCUGCUGUCGGUGGAGAUGGAGCCUGGCCCCCUGGAGGGAGACAUGGAUGUUCUGUCCCUGUCGCUGGAGACGCCCCUCAGCCUUGCAGGACAUCCGCACCUGGGGGUGGUCAGCACCAAGCUUCAGUGGGCCCUCAAGCAUUUAGUGGGCCAGCCAGUUGUGGAGAGGAGGAGAACUAUUCUAGGUGUCUUCCUCCUGGUCCUGCUGCUGUCUGCUGGCUGUUGCUGCCUGCUGAGGCCAGCUUCUCAUGCCCCAUUACUGUUCCGCCCGGACACUAACCUCCAGACUCUUCUGGCUCUGAGGAGCAACCUGAGCGGUCAAGGCAUCUCCUGCCCCAUGUGCUCAGGUGUCUUCAUGGAGAAGCCGCAGUCUUUGUCCUCGUCGGCCUUCAGGACGUCCACACAUGGGCAGAACUGCAGCGCAAAGACCAGCACUGCUGCUCCUUGGACCACAACACUUGCUAACUUUAGCAGCAACCAAACAGCAUUUUUACUCACAGUGUUUGUAUCGAAGUUGAAUCUCAGAAGUUCCACAACGGUUUACCGCUUCUCCCUCAACGCCAGCACUCCUUCCCCCUGGCAGCUGUGCAGCACGGACCAUGACCAGGUGCCUUUGUUUCAGGCCUUCAGUCAGUCAUGGCAGAACUAUACCCGAAGAAUGACCGUGUGCGUUUCCCACGACUACCACCCUUACCCCAGCUGGAUGAUGACAUCUCGAUCAUGUGACCGCCGCCACAACUGGAUGCCCGACUUUUCCUUUUUCGUGGCGGCGUCGCCGCAGCAGAGCAGCAGGAAGCUGCACUUUGCACAGCAUAAACUGAGGCCUCAUCCCACCCGAGUGUGCGUCAGCCCGCCUGGCUGCGGCGUCCGUGGCAUGCCUGACGGACCCACACGGGGAAGCUUUUAUUCUCCACUUCCCAGAGGUUCUACCGCACGACCCCUCACCCUCUCCAAGACGUCCGGUUUCAACCCGUGCAGCGGCGGCGCCUGUGGCCUCCCGGCCAUGCGGCCCCUGGUGGACACGGGCGCCAUGGUUUUUGUAGUCUUCGGCAUCUUGGGGGUGAAUCGGACGGAGCGCCGAGACAAUCACGUCCUUGGCGAUAAUGGCAACGUCAUAUUGGAUCCCGAUUUUGACAUUUUCAAGGAGAUGGGAAAUCUUUGCAAAAUUUGCAAGGCAGUGAGUGCAAAUAAACAACUUGUGAAGCCCGGGGGAGCACAGUGUCUGCCUUCAGGCAACAAACUGGCCUCCGUCCUGCCUCUUUUCCAUCCGGAGUGUCACUCUCUCCCGGAGCCCAACCUCCUUCCAGGCCAGCUGUCCCAUGGCGCAGCAGGGAUGCACGCAGGCAAGGUCCGCUGGCUCUCCAUGGCAUUCGAAUCUACAACGUACAAGGGGAAAUCCUCCUUCCGGACUUAUUCCGACUUCCUCCGUUGGGAGACUUUCAUCCAGGACCAACUGUCCUCGCUGCCCCAGUCCUCGUCUCUAAGACGAGGAUUCCAGACCUGUGAGCACUGGAAACAGAUCUUCAUGGAGAUCCUAGGAGUGGAGAGCGCCCUUUGGAGUCUGCUGCUCUCUCUGGCCAUCUGUGUGGCGUCCGUCUCUCUCUUCACCGCGCACCUUUUUCUCCUCCUUCCAGUCCUUGUCACCAUCCUAGGAGUGGUCUGUCUGGUGGGAGCCUUCAUGUACUGGCUGGGCUGGGAGCUCGGAGCAGUGGAGGCCAUUUCUCUCUCCAUCCUUGUGGGCUCGUCAGUGGACUACUGCCUGCACCUGGUAGAGGGAUACAUGCUGGCCGGGGAAGCAGCGCCCCCUACUCGAGGCACGGAUCCGGCGGCGGCGAGGCAGAGCCGCAGCGUAGAGGCAGUCAACCAUGUGGGCGUUGCUAUAGUGUCCAGCGCCGUUACCACGGUGAUCUCCACGGUCCCGCUUUUCUUCUGCGUCAUCGUGCCUUUCGCCAAGUUCGGCCAGAUCGUGGCCAUCAACACCGCCGUCUCCAUCUUCUUCACCCUCACCGUCACCGUGGCCAUGUUGGCCAGCGCCGCCCCCGCCGCUUUCCGCAGGACCCCCUGCGGCGUGCUGAAGGCCGCCCUCGCCGUUAUGACUGCCGCGGCCGCGGGGGGAGCUCUGUGGUGGGCCGGGGGGCAGGUAGGGGUGUGGUGAUGAUGUAUUAUCUUGGAUCUUUUCUUUGCACCAUCACAACAAUUACACUUAAUAAAAAUACACUUUCUCUUUUUUCACAAUGCAAGGACAAUAUUUCCUACACUAUUGGCCUGUCUCACAAACACAAACAUGACUUUCCACUCAUUUCUUUGUAGGUGUGCUGUGGAAGGAUGCAAACAUUCUUGAUUAUGAACCAGGAAGUAGUCAGCUAGCUAAGAAAUGAAAAGACACAAAAAAACGGCAUUCAACUAUUUAACACAAACAACUAAGGAUCAUUUAGAAUCUACUUUUCAGUUUGUUUUUAGUUACUUUUCCCCCUGGCAAACAAUGAAGAUGGUACAAAAUGGUACAUCUUUACGUACAACAAGAUUUUUACUUCAUGACGUCCAACAUGUUUGCUGUACACUGCUGAUACUUCAGUGAGUGUAUGUCACACUCAAUAACUGUAUUGAUGCUGCACUAAUACAGAUAUGUGCCAUCUGAAUAAAUAGCAGGAUUACCCCACAAA
This is a messenger RNA of Nerophis lumbriciformis (worm pipefish), 4574 nucleotides long. RefSeq names its product dispatched RND transporter family member 3 (gene disp3). Gene Ontology annotation, cellular component: cytoplasm. Lineage: Eukaryota; Metazoa; Chordata; Actinopteri; Syngnathiformes; Syngnathidae. The record is from RefSeq and is a predicted model, not a curated record.